UAUCCACAGCGUGCUUGAAUAAGACGUUCCUUUCUCUGGCUAUGCCGCUUACAAGGCGAACCUGUUGCCAACUACCGGGCCAACAUCGUCAAAGCUGAGGGCGGUAGCGGAGAAGAGCAGUAUAAUGGAUCCCGGGUCGCUUACGCAGCUGCUGCAGUUGGGGAGUGCUCCUUCCGUUGACGGUUCGCUGCUGUUGAGCCUGCAUCCUGACGGGUCACUCCUAGCAGCAGCCCGCGGCUCCACGUUGUGUAUCUGCUCACUACGGCCGUCCACACCCUCGGAAGGCGGAGUCACAGCAGCACCGCAUGUCGCACAACAGCACCUAGGGCGGCAGCAGCAAGAGGACGAAGACGAGGAGCAUGCGCAACAGGAGCUGGCGGACCGUCGGUCGACCCAUGGGUCUGCUGGGCCCCGCGGCCGCAGCAGCCCCCACGACGGCGGCCUCCAUCAGCACCCCCACCGCCCGCCAGCCCGCAUGUACUGCCCAACUGCGAACGGCCCCCCGGUGACGUGUUCAGAUGACAUCACAGCCCUGGCCUGGCUCGCCUUCGUCAGGCCGCCCGGCGCUGCGCCGUCGGGUGCAACGCCCUUAGCAGCGGCGACGGGGGCAGAGGGUGCAGCAGCAGCAGGAGCAGGGGAAGCCAGCGAAGGCCACAGUAGCAGUGGAAGGGCGCCUGGGUCAGCGGCCGCCAGUCGUGGCAGCAGCUACCGGCGCCGGACGAACAGCGCUGGCAGCGGCGCGGGGGUGUUCGCCAGCAUUCAGGCCAUGCUAGAGGACGACGAACUGAAACGACAGCAGCACCAGCAGCAACGGCAGCAGCAGCUCUCAGCUACUCCCCCUGCUGCCGCCUCCACCUCGGCCCCCCAUCACCCCGGCUACAGCCUUGCCGUACUGCUGUCCGGCACUCGCGGCGGGGCGCUACAGCUGCAUGACGCACGCAGCGGGGCGGUGCUGCUGCGGCAACAGCUGCAUGCGGGGCCGGUGCUGAGCAUCACCGUGCGGACGUGGAGGAUGGGCCACCACCACCACCACCACCACCGCCACUCCCCCCCCUCUGCUGCGUCAGGUCUUCGACCCGACGACCCGGUUGAGGACGUGACGGUGGGCUGGGCGGAUGCUGUGGUGCGGCUGGCGGCAUGGGAGCUGAGGACCGCAGCGGCUGGGUGCUAUGCGGCGGC
Molecule: messenger RNA, 1179 nt
Organism: Astrephomene gubernaculifera
Lineage: Eukaryota; Viridiplantae; Chlorophyta; Chlorophyceae; Chlamydomonadales; Astrephomenaceae
Source: the annotation of a GenBank genome assembly